UGUUCUCCAUGUACAAGUUGAAAAAUGCUGAUCUUUCUUCCAAUUCUGUAGGCAAUACUCAUCUUCGUACCUCCCUGUCGCUCCAGUCUCAUCCCCCGCUCCUUCCUCUCGAGCAUCCUCUCAAGAUACUUCUAGACGUGGGAAGGAUUCCAAGUCUCGACAAAAUGACCCGAAUAAUGUGAAACGGCGCUCCACCAUGAACAGCCGUGAUGCUGCAUAUGAUGAAGAGGAGCAGCUUCGGCGUGCGAUUGAGGAGAGCAAGGAAGAUACAAAGUCCGAUGGAGAGGAAACAGUCACACGGAGGGGCAAGAGAAGUCGAAGCGACAGCGAAGCUCACAGGCAAACGUCGAAAAGACAGCGAACGAGCUCACCAACCCCAACCGCCGCCUCGAAACAAAGUCAUUCCAAUUCCCAGCCUGCUUCAGAAGACGAGUCGAAAGCAAAGCUAGCCACGAACGGAGCUAAAAAACAGCGAGCAACGUCUCGAGGCCAUCGCGAAAAAGAAACCAAAGAUACAGAGGAACCAGAAGCUGAACGACCAGAGACAGGGAACCGUAGGAAAGGAAGGACGGAAAAGCGGAAGGACGAUGCAGAAUCUGAGCAUGAGGUUGGGUCACCACCAAAAUCAGCCGUUAAUGAACCAGAACCUUCGCAGCCUAGCCCUGAUACCCCUGCGGUCGCUCAAGAGCCUGCACCCUCUCGUCCGUCGACACGCAAAUCUGGCCGCCCACCCGCGCGCCGUGGUGCUCGAGUGGGACGCAACCAAUACACCAGGGAUCGUGAUACCAAUGGCAAUGGAGCAGAGUCGAACAUGCUGAACUCUCCACGCCGAGGACAUUCGAAUGAUACCGGUGGGGACUCACCUCGAGUAGGAGGUGCAAAUGGAACGCAUUUGAAUGGCACAGAACUUGGGAAACCGAGCAGGCCACGCUACAUAAACCCACAGCGGACAACGAUGCCCGACAUGAAGAGACGUGUAGCUGCGAUCCUUGAAUUCAUCUCACGGAUGCAAGUUGAGAUGGCUGUGGCCGGCGAGAGCUCCCCUGCUAGCAAUGGGGAUCGGAUGCACGGCACUCUUCUCAAAAACAUGGUCGACUCACUCGAGACCUUUAUUCCAUCGGGUAGCAGUGAUGGCGGAGAGUCCGGUCCAGCCACCGACGGCGAAUCCGGAGCCGUCCAGCCACCGAAGGAGAAAGAUUUCAAGGAUCUCAGCAGUGUUGAGAUGAUGGACGUGCUUACACGGCAUCUUCUAAAAUGGCAGCAGGAGUUUGGCAAAUUUCCAGAGAGGUGACACCGCAAUCGACUAACUCGACACCCCUAUACCUCAGUAACCACCAUCGCCUUCACUGUUUCACUUCUUUCUCUUGUUUUAAUACUCGAAACCCCAUUUGUUGUUGAGGUUUCGAGAAUGCACGAUACCCUCCUCGACUCUUAUCUCAUCGCACCUGUGGAUAUGUAUACUACGGCUUCUGGAACAGCAUCUUGAACUUACCUCAUCGGGCACGGCGUCGCGAGAAUCUCAUGGCAUCAAUAUUAUUGUUUUAU
Messenger RNA from Aspergillus wentii DTO 134E9, 1545 nucleotides. RefSeq names its product putative transcriptional regulator (Cti6). The coding region runs from base 197 to 1291 and encodes 364 amino acids. Gene Ontology annotation, biological process: negative regulation of rDNA heterochromatin formation; negative regulation of silent mating-type cassette heterochromatin formation. Gene Ontology annotation, cellular component: Rpd3L-Expanded complex; Rpd3L complex. NCBI's taxonomy places the organism in Eukaryota, Fungi, Ascomycota, Eurotiomycetes, Eurotiales, Aspergillaceae. The record is from RefSeq and is a predicted model, not a curated record. The transcript has 3 exons.